AUGGAUACCAAUGCGAUUGUUACAGGGUGCGCCGGACUGUCGCUGACAGAUGAAGAGAAUGGAGGACUUGCGGCUCCGGAUAUCAUAUCAUCUUCGACGGAAAGCCCCCAUCAUGAUUUGGUUGGACGAUUCCUCACGGAUCGGCCGAUCAAGUUCGACCAUAUGCAACAGGUCCUGGCUUCGGUAUGGCGUCCGGUAAUGGUGAUGCGUGUCCUCCCGAUCGCGGAUGACCUAUUCCUGUUCCAGUUUCCUCAUCUGAAGGAUUUGCAGCGAGUGUUGGACGAUGGCCCAUGGUCUUUCGAGAACCACACUCUGGUAUGCAGCAUGGUGACGGCGGAAUCUAGGUCGGAGGAGGUGGCGCUCAACAACAUGGCGAUCUGGAUCCAGAUACAUGAUCUCCCUUCCAUCUAUGCAUCGGCAGACUUCAUUGAACGCAUCGGCAAUUAUGUCGGCAAUUUUCUGAAGGCAGAUCCUCUUAACUUUGGUGGCUCGUGGCGGAGUUUCUUCCGCAUCAGGGUGCGGUUAGACGUGUCUGUCCCCCUGAAGAGUCGGAUGAAAAUGUAUCGCAAAGAUGGCUCAGUUCAGUGGAUAAACUUCAAAUACGAGCGGCUCGGUACUUUUUGUUUUUAUUGCGGUGUGCUAGGCCACUCCGAAAAAUUCUGCAGGAAGGUCUACGAAGAAUGA
This is a messenger RNA of Ipomoea nil (Japanese morning glory), 684 nucleotides long. RefSeq lists its product as uncharacterized. The coding region runs from base 1 to 684 and encodes 227 amino acids. NCBI's taxonomy places the organism in Eukaryota, Viridiplantae, Streptophyta, Magnoliopsida, Solanales, Convolvulaceae. The record is from RefSeq and is a predicted model, not a curated record. The transcript has a single exon.